AGUGGCCCCGGCUUCCCCCCGGCCUGCUCCGGCCUCUCCUAUGGCCUGGCCUGGGCGGCGGCGGCGCGAAGGAGCUGCCGCGGCCCGGAGCGCGGGGGAUGGCCGGCCCGGGGCCCUCCCGCUGCCUUCUGGAGCUGCCCGCCUCGGUCAUGUGCCGCUUCUGUGAGAUCAUGGACGCGCUCGGCCGGGCCGACUGGGAGCGCUUCGCCUCCAGGAUUGUACGGAAUCAGGUGGAGCUGCGUCUGUACGAGAAGAUGGAGGGGCGGACGCAGCACGUCAUGUGGGCCUGGAUGAACCGCAACGCACGUGUCGCUGACCUGCUCCAGAUCCUUGAGGACUUGCAACUUUACUUGGCCCGUGAUGUCAUCGCUUCAUGGAAUCCACCAUCGCCCCGCCCAAAGUCCAGUGCAUUGCCUUCUCACCUUCCAUCGGUCUCCUGUGAUCCUCCACCUGUCCCGUGUGCCCCAGAUCCUUGUGGUGAUAGCAGUAGAAUGAGGAUUUCUAUGUGGGAACCCCAGAAGGGAUCCUCUCCACUUGUUCCAGGAUGCCGAUUUGAGCGUAAAAAUUACCCGGCCAGAUCAGACCAAGGCUCAUCUAGUUCAACAAUUGGACUCAAGAGUGACCGGCCAGAGGCUUCUGGGAAUGCACCAGCAGGACAUGAAGAAACCUCCUGUCUGAUACGGCCUCUGCCAGACCGCUCUCGUAGCAGCCGCUCCUGCAGUGAUGUCCAGAGCAACCCAGCGUUACCUCCUGCUCACGUUAAGAAACAGGGCUGUGAUUCUGUUUCCUCUACCGGUUCCUUCUCUUGGCCAUUGAAGGAACUGCUCCAGGCAACGGGUAAUUUCUCCGAGCACCUGAAGAUUGGAGAAGGUGGCUUUGGUUGUGUCUAUCAGGCCCGACUACGCAAUACUGAUUAUGCUGUCAAACGGCUCAAGGAGGAAGCAGAACUGGAUUGGACCGUGAUAAAGAACAGCUUUGUCACAGAGGUGGAGAAACUGUCCCGGUUCCGCCACCCCAACAUCGUUGAGUUCGCAGGUUUCUGCGCUGAGCAGGGAAACUUCUGCCUUGUCUACGUCUUCCUCCCCAAGGGCUCCUUGGAAGACCACUUGCACGGGCAGGUGGCUCCCUGCCUCUCCUGGGCCCAGCGACUCCACGUGGCAGUGGGGACUGCCAGAGCCAUUCAGUUCUUGCACAGUGAUUCUCCUAGCCUUAUCCAUGGGGAUGUCAAGAGCUCCAACAUCCUGCUAGAUGCCGCCCUCAACCCUCGGCUGGCUGACUUUGGACUGGCACGAUUCAGCCGCCGGCCAAAGCCAGGAGAACUUAGCAGCUCUCUGGGCCGGACCCAGACUGUGCGGGGCACGCUGGCCUACCUGCCCCAGGAGUACAUCCAAACCGGGACCCUUUCUACAGCCAUUGAUGUCUUCAGCUUUGGCGUGGUACUACUGGAAAUCUUAACAGGGAGGCGACCCAUGGAGUUGGAUUCACAGGGACGCAGCAAGUACUUGAAGGAUCUGCUGAGGGAAGAAGAGGAGCAGGAAGCCCCGCUGCUGUCUGCCACAACCACUUCCAGCUCCUCCCAAGCUGUUCAGCUUGGCACCCAUCUCUACCAGAGGCAUGUGGACCCACAGGCUGGCCCCUGUCCAGAGCACCUGGGCACGGCAGUAGGGCGGUUGGCCUGCCGUUGCCUCCACCGGCGAGGCAAGCGCCGCCCUCCAAUGGCCGAGGUGUACCAAGAGCUGGAGCAGCUGCAGCUGUCCUUGUAUGGGGAACCUGCUUCCCCUUUGCUGCUGGCAGGACAGCAUCGCGCCCCACAAGAAAGCUCUUACCCCUCCCGGCCUCUCAACCAGCCCGAAGAGAGUGACGACAGCCUGGAGCUGGAAUUGAGGAGCUGCGCAAGAGUCUCCAGAGAGAGAGCCGUGAUGCGCCCCCCAGGCGACUCUGCCCCUCAGAUCAUCAUCAACCCAGCACGGAGGCGCAUGAUGGAGCGGCUGGCACUCUACGCCGAUGGGGCCCUUGACAGCAUGGGUGUACUUGCCUCUCUCUCCUUGGGGGAAGAGCACACUGCAAAGCCCUUUCGCGAGCCUGAAGAGAGUGACGAAUUUGAAGCCUGAUGCAGACAUUCAGAAAUGGAAGGAUUAAAGUUCUCAUGGCGCUGAUGGCACUUUCCUGACUAUGGCUCCCCAUCCUCCCUUUGGUGUUCUGCGUGGCCGUUUCUUAGCUGGUCCUGCCAGCCCCACAGAGUUGGCAUCAUUGGCGCACAGCUGAUUCUGGUGGGAUUUCUGAUCAAGCCAGCAGUGUAACCAAGGCAGGCAGAUAGGUGGGUGCUUCCUCGGUCAGGGGUCAGAGUCUGUUCCCCAAGACUGCGUUCUUGGAGGAGGAGGAGGUUGUGGUUGUUUUUUACCAUUUUUCUUAACUUGAUGACCUUCUUCACAGUCUCCUCACUACAUAACCUUUUUUCAUUGAUGGGUACAGUAAAUAAAAUAUUUUAUAUAUUUGUAA
Messenger RNA from Eublepharis macularius, 2499 nucleotides. It is a transcript of the gene IRAK1, whose product is annotated as interleukin 1 receptor associated kinase 1. NCBI's taxonomy places the organism in Eukaryota, Metazoa, Chordata, Lepidosauria, Squamata, Eublepharidae. The record is from RefSeq and is a predicted model, not a curated record. The coding region runs from base 99 to 2111 and encodes 670 amino acids. The transcript is spliced from 15 exons. Gene Ontology annotation, biological process: protein phosphorylation; signal transduction. Gene Ontology annotation, cellular component: plasma membrane. Gene Ontology annotation, molecular function: protein kinase activity; protein binding; ATP binding.